Molecule: messenger RNA, 2889 nt
Organism: Thlaspi arvense
Lineage: Eukaryota; Viridiplantae; Streptophyta; Magnoliopsida; Brassicales; Brassicaceae
Source: the annotation of a GenBank genome assembly
UCGGAAUCAGAGAAGAAGAUCCUUACGGAAGAGGAACUUGAGCGGAAGAAGAAGAAGGAUGAAAAGGCUAGAGCAAAGGAAUUGAAAAAGCUAAAAGCUUUGACGAAACAAAAACCUUGGGAGGCAAAAACGGCAGAAGAUGGAACUAAAAGGAGCACAAAGAAGAGUUCCAAACGAGAGGCGUCACAAGAGAAUCCUGAAGAUUUCUUGGACCCUGAAACACCUCUUGGUGAGAUAAAGAGGCUCUCUCCACAGAUGGCCAAACAAUACAGUCCUUCUGCCGUAGCGAAGUCAUGGUAUGCUUGGUGGGAGAAGUCUGACUUUUUUAAGGCGGACGCUAAAAGUUCUUCCUCCUCCAAAUGUGACUGGAGUCUUGCAUAUCGGACAUGCCCUAACUACUGCUAUUCAGGUUUCAUUAGCACUUUCUUGUUUAGCUCUAUUGCUCCUCUCCUUAUUGACAUUUUGCUGGUAAAGGAUACAAUUAUUCGUUGGAAGAGAAUGUCUGGGUAUAAUGCUCUGUGGGUGCCUGGGAUGGAUCAUGCUGGUAUAGCUACACAGGUUGCGGUUGAGAAAAAUAUCAUGCGGGAAAGAGGACUGACUAGGCAUGACGUUGGUCGUGAAGAGUUCAUAAAUGAAGUGUGGAAGUGGAAGAAUCAACACGGUGGCACAAUUCAAUCACAACUACGGCGUUUAGGAGCUUCUCUUGAUUGGUCUCGUGAGUGUUUUACAGUGGACGAGAUAAGAUCAAAAGCUGUCACUGAGGCCUUUGUACUGUUAUACAAGGAAGGGCUUAUCUAUAGGGAUAUUCGGCUUGUGAACUGGGAUUGUGUUUUGCAAACAGCCGUAUCUGAUGUUGAGGUUGACUAUAUCGAUAUCAAAGAGAUAACGCUACUAAAAGUUCCUGGCUGCGAGAAGCCAGUAGAAUUUGGCUUGGGCGAGGUUGUUGUUGCCACUACAAGAGUGGAAACAAUGCUUGGGGAUACUGCCAUUGCUGUUCAUCCUGAUGAUGCAAGAUACAAGCAUCUCCAUGGGAAGUUUGCUGUGCACCCAUUUAAUGGACGCAAGUUACCAAUCAUCUGCGAUGCAGAACUCAUUGUUCCAAAUUUUGGUACUGGUUGUGUUAAGAUUACUCCUGCACAUGACCACGAUGAUUGCAAGGUCGGAAAGCGUCACAAUCUUGAGUUUAUUAACAUAUUCACCGAUGAUGGAAAGAUCAACACAAGUGGCGGGCCUGAAUUCACAGGGGUGCCACGUUUUGCAGCUCGUGAGGCAGUUAUUGAGACUCUGAAGAAGCAGGGGCUGUAUAGAGAUGCCAAAGACAAUGAAAUGAGGCUUGGACUUUGCCAAAGAAGCGGUGAUGUUAUUGAGCCUAUGAUUAAGCCUCAGUGGUACGUCAACUGUAGCAUAAUGGGAAAGGAAGCUCUCGAUGUUGCUGCUGUCUCUGAUGGAAACAAGAAGCUCGAGUUUAUACCAAAACAGUACACAGCAGAAUGGAGAAGAUGGCUAGAGAACAUACGUGACUGGUGUAUUUCAAGACAGCUUUGGUGGGGCCACAGGAUACCAGCAUGGUAUGCAACUCUCGAGGAAGAUGAGCUCAAGGAGGUUGGCUCAUACAAUGACCAUUGGGUUGUUGCUAGAACGGAGGAAGAAGCUCGAAGAGAAGCUUCUAGAAAAUUUUCUGGGAAGAAGUUUGAACUCAGACAAGAUGAUGAUGUACUUGAUACGUGGUUUUCUUCUGGUCUCUUGCCGCUGUCUGGUCUGGGAUGGCCUGAUGAAACUGACGACUUUAAAGCUUUCUAUCCGACAUCUGUCCUUGAAACUGGACAUGACAUUCUCUUUUUUUGGGUUGCCCGUAUGGUUAUGAUGGGAAUGAAACUAAGUGUUAAAAACAAGGUGGUGAUCACACUUACACACUCCUUAGUCUAUUUUCAUCCUAUAAUACGUGAUGCACAAGGACGUAAGAUGUCAAAAUCUCUUGGAAAUGGUAUCGAUCCCCUCGAAGUAGUAAACGGGGUGACUCUUGAGGGUCUUCACAAGAGACUAGAUGCGAGUAACCUGGAUCCAAAAGAGGUGGCAUUUGCUAAACAAGGACAAGUGAAGGACUUUCCAAAUGGUAUCCCUGAAUGUGGCUCUGACGCUCUUCGGUUUGCGCUUGUCUCCUACACUGCUCAGUCUGAUAAAAUAAUCUUGGACAUCCACCGACUUGUUGGUUACCGUCAAUGGUGUAACAAACUGUGGAACGCUGUUAGAUUUGCGAUGAUGAGGCUUGGCGAUGAUUAUUCCCCUCCGGUGACUCUAAGCCCUGAAGCAAUGCCAUUUAGCUGCCAGUGGAUUCUCUCUGUACUGAACAAGGCAGUAUCAAAGACUGUCGAGUCGCUGAAUGCAUUCGAGUUUGCGGAUGCGGCCAAUACAGUGUACGCAUGGUGGCAAUAUCAGUUCUGUGAUGUGUACAUUGAAGUAAUCAAGCCUUAUUUUGCUGGAGACAAGACGACGUUUGCUUCAGAGAGAGCACAUGCACAAGAUGCUCUCUGGGUAUCUCUGGAGACUGGUUUGAGAUUGCUUCACCCAUUUAUGCCGUUUAGCUAUGGCAACGUCUGCCUUCACCCAAAACUUCUGAAAGAAAGGUCUCUAUCAUGCUAUGCGACUACCCAUAUAUCUGCUAUGGAGAAUUGGACAAAUGAUAAAGUGGAGUCGGAAAUGGAAACGGUUCUAGCGAUGGUGAAAUCCGUGAGGGCACACCGGGCAGAGAAAAUGAAAAAUGAAAGGUUACCUGCUUCUGCUUUGUGUGAAAACAUGUUAACAUAUGAAAUCGCAAAAUCUCACGAGUUGGAGAUCAGAACCCUUACAAAUCUAUCAUCCUUGGAGGUUCUGUUAAAGGGAGAACACUGA